Messenger RNA from Paraglomus brasilianum, 798 nucleotides. Lineage: Eukaryota; Fungi; Glomeromycota; Glomeromycetes; Paraglomerales; Paraglomeraceae. The record is from the annotation of a GenBank genome assembly.
AUGUCCACGUCAAUUAAAGAAAGUCUUAGUCCGCUCGAACGUAAUCUCUUGUUAAAUCCACCUUACCCUCUGAACAUUCCUCUCGAUGAUCUCCUCGGCAAUAAUCGUAAGAUAAAGAAGCCGUUUCCUCCGCGUCCCCAGAAUGCGUGGAUUAUUUUUCGCAAAAACUUUGAAAGCGAAUUCCGUUCUCGGUAUCCUAAUUCUAGUGUCUUGGAGAUUUCAAGGAUCGCCAGUACGCAUUGGAAAAGUCAACCGGAUUUUGUUAAAAAUUAUUUCGAAGUACUUUCUAAAUUGGCUCGCCAACAACACAAGCAUGCUUAUCCUGGUUACACUUACGCGCCAAGAAGACAAAAGCUGGUCAAGCCGAGAACCCAGAAGUAUGAAAAAUUAGUAAUUGUUGAAGGUAAAAUUGCGGGAUACAGAAACAAAAAAUGCGCCAAGGAUGAAGAGAAUCGUAAUAGAAUUGAAAAGAACGAAAAUGAAAAUAAGCAAAUGGACAAACGUGCCAAUGAUAAAGAAGUCUCGUAUGAUGUACAGCACAAGGACUCUGCUACGCCAUCAAUCCGUAACGAUAUGUUGGAACUCCCCAAUGUAAACAACAUGCCAUCAAACGAAACUUAUCAGGCGGAUAAUUAUGCAUUCACUGACAACAUUGGAAUUAACCUCAAUAGUCUAUCGUUUAAUUAUUAUCCUGUUCACAUGUACCCUCUUGUUGAUAUGACUAGAAACGAGCAGCCAUAUAUCGCAGCCGAUGGGUACGUCAACGAAGAUUAUUUCACAUACAAUGUCUGCGGCUGA